This is a messenger RNA of Danio rerio (zebrafish), 2614 nucleotides long. The record is from RefSeq and is a predicted model, not a curated record. Lineage: Eukaryota; Metazoa; Chordata; Actinopteri; Cypriniformes; Danionidae.
GUUUAAACUGACAUUUGAAGACUGCCGACACCUCCAGUCCCAUUUUGGAUAAUGUGAUCUGAGGAGGCAUAAACAUCCAGCGUGAGCCCGAGGCUGGUGAAACUAAAUGAAGAGAGAAGGGAAUGUGAGACUGAAGGAAUUAUGGGUAAAGAUCUUUCCAAGAUGAACAUCGCUGAGGCCGAGAAAAUGCUGCCAAUCACGUCUGGAAGAAAAAUAAGCAGGACAAAUAAGAAAAGGACUGGAGUUCUGAAGAAAGAUAGCAAUGUGGUGGACCAUUUACAGCAGGUCUCUUCAUUCUCAUCUGCGUCUGCCUGUGUGUCAGUUAUGGACAGCACUAAAGUGACUCUGACAGUGAGAGGGAGCACAGCACUUGGUGAGGUGAUCGCAGUGGUUGGCAGUUGUGAAACCCUGGGCAGCUGGUGUCAGCAAAAAGCCGUGACCCUGCAGCCGGCAGAGGAGGAUGGCACCUUAUGGAGAACAACCAUUCACGUUCCUAGAGGAGCUGAAACCAAAUAUCGCUAUUUCAAAGCAUUCAUUUUGGAGUCUAAGAAUGCUGGUGGGCCAUGCCAAGUCAUAGUCAAUAGAUGGGAGACCCAUCAGCUGCCACGAUCAUUGAGUCCCUCAGAACCAGAGCUUGUGGUUGACGAUGGGCAUUUUGGAGUUCAUGAUGGUGCUGAGUGUGUGGAUUCUGGCUGGUUGACGUGCCAGACAGAAAUUCGUCUCAGGCUUCAUUACUCAGUGAAACCUCCAGUAUCUAUAACUAAGAAGAAAUUCAAGACCUCACGCUUCAGAUUAAAGCUGAUGCUGGAAGGUGUUGAGGAGGAGGAGGAAGAAGAGGAAAGCCCUUCAUCUUGGCACAAGAUGACCACCACACUGGAGAUGAGUAUGAUCAGCGAUGACGGAUAUAAGUCUCGUCAUUCACAGCCAGAAUGUGGAUAUGCUCUGGAACCCUCCCGAUGGACAGAAUACACCAUUCACACAAUGGACCCCGAUAACCUAGUGCUCACCUUUGAGUUCUUCGAGGAGGACCUGAGUGAGACCGUGGUUCAGGGUGAUGCCCAUCCAGGCCACGUGGGCACAGCUUGUCUUUUAUCAUCCUCUUUUGUGGAAAGUGGGAAAGAUUUAGGUGUGGUCACGCUGCCCAUUAUGAGCCGAAACUCCAGGCAGACUCUUGGGAAAGUCAGAGUGGAUUACUUGGUGACGCGUCCCAUUCAAGGCCUUCAGUGUGACAUGAGUCGGUCUUUCACUAAGUACUGGAGGAAGAGGAGCGCUUUGGAUGUUGGACAUCGCGGAGCAGGAAGCACACACGCUGCCAAGCAUCAUAAGAUCAGGGAAAACACAAUUGCCUCAUUUCUAAGUGCUGCCAACCAUGGAGCCGCUUACGUAGAGUUUGAUGUUCAUCUGUCUAAAGAUUUAGUUCCAGUCGUUUACCACGAUCUCACUUGCUGUAUUUCUACUAAAAAGAAAAAUGACAAGACUUCAAUGUUGUUGUUCGAAGUUCCUGUCAAAGAUCUUACAUUUGAUCAACUUCAGCUCUUAAAACUGGCCCAUACCACUGCUUUGGACACUCAUGACCACAAAGACUUGCAGGAUGAAGAGGAAUAUAUAGAUGAGCACCAGCCUUUCCCUUCACUUCCUCAGAUAUUCCAGUCUGUUCCAGAAAAUGUGGGAUUUAACAUUGAACUAAAGUGGAUCUCUCAGUUCAAGGAUGGCUCCUGGGAUGCAAACCUCUCCACCUACUUCAACAUGAAUCAGUUCUUGGACAUCAUCCUCACUUGUGUGCUGCAGAACGCUGGAAACAGGAGGAUCAUCUUCUCAUGCUUUGAUCCUGAUGUUUGCACAAUGGUGAGGCAGAAACAGAACAAAUAUCCGAUCCUGUUUCUGACCCAAGGAGUGACACAGCUCUAUCCUGAGCUCAUGGACAUCCGCUGUCAGAGCACUAAGAUCGCCAUGAGCUUUGCUCAGAGUGAGAACAUACUGGGGAUCAGCGCUCACACAGAUGAACUGCUGAAGAACAUGGAGUUCAUCGGGGAGGCUCAGUCCAAAGGCCUUGUGGUUUUCUGCUGGGGUGAUUAUAACAAUGACCACGAGAACAGGAGGAAGCUGAGGGAACAUGGCAUUGACGGCCUCAUAUAUGACAGAAUACAUGAAUGCUUGGUGCCUUCAACUUCCUCUGAUGCCAAAUCUGUGAAGACAAGCUCGAGCAGUCGAACAUCUUCAAAAUGGAGGAGCAGGGAGGAAACCUGAAGGAGGUCAUCCAGACAUGUGCCUGCUCCACCUACAGCAUCCCCUGCUCCUCAUUUCCCUGCCCCGGAAGACCCAGCGAGACCAACGGAGAGUCCGACUCAGGCCUCAGCUCCUCCUGAGAACCACACACUCAGAUGAUGUAAACUUCCCACAAUGCAUCAUGAGUAACGCACAAAUACACUCUGUCAUUAAGCCAAAUGUCAUUUGAGUUGCAGAAUAUAAGCACGUCAGAUGAAUGUUGUAGAGGGCAAGCAUAAAAUGUUAUCUUAAAGGGAUAGUUUAUCCACAAAAUGAGCAUUUACUCACUUUUACUCUCUCUCAAGUGGUUCUAAACCUUUAUAAGAGUCUUUAUUCUGUUAAACACAAA